This is a messenger RNA of Protobothrops mucrosquamatus (brown spotted pit viper), 8912 nucleotides long. It is a transcript of the gene GOLGB1, whose product is annotated as golgin B1. Gene Ontology annotation, cellular component: endoplasmic reticulum-Golgi intermediate compartment; cis-Golgi network; Golgi apparatus. NCBI's taxonomy places the organism in Eukaryota, Metazoa, Chordata, Lepidosauria, Squamata, Viperidae. The record is from RefSeq and is a predicted model, not a curated record. The transcript is spliced from 16 exons. Bases 78 to 8912 code for a protein of 2944 amino acids.
UUCCUUCCCUGCUCCUUUUAUGCUCCAGCUGACCUCCUUGUUCUCCCUCUGUGCCGCUGGUUGCCUGGAGGGUGAAGAUGCUCAGCCGUCUGUCGGGGCUGGCCAACACUGUCCUCCAUGAGCUCUCUGGGGAUGGAGAGGAUGCCGCGACGGCACCGUCGCCUUCGGGAGUGGAAUUUGAACCCAGCCAGCAGAAUGGGGAGGAGACCCCAGAAGACGUGCUGGAACGGCUGGCCCAAAUGGAGACGCUGGUGGUGCAGCUGAAGACCCUGGUGCGGGAGAAGGAUGCCCAGCUCCAGCAGAAGGAUGCCACCCUUCAGGAAGAGAGGCAGGCGGCGGAAGCUAAACUGCUGAAGCUGAAGCUGCAGGCCAAAGUCAAGGUGGGCAACCUGAACAAGCGCAUCGAGGAGCUGACGGCCCAGGGAGGGGCAGUGCGUGCCGAGGGGCAGCCGGAAGGGACCCCCCCGCCCCCUGUCCAGGGUGAGCGCAGCAAGAGCGACGGGCCGGCGGACGAGACGGGCGCGCUGAGGGGGCAACUGGAGGAGCAGGAAGAAAGGGUGAGGGGCCUCCAAGGGCAGCUGGAGGAAGCAGCGGGAAGACUCGGGGACGCCCAGGCCCAGAUCAGCUCCCUCCAAAAGGAAGUGCUGGAGAAGGAGUCACUCCGUGAAGAACAGGCUCUCCAGCACCAGGCAGAAGUACGCCAGGUGGAGGCCCGCGAGGCAGAAAUGCAGCAGAACCUGAGGCAGCUGGAAAGAAAGGUGGAGGAACAGGAGGAGGCCCUGCUGGGCAGGACACAAGUGGUCGAAUUGCUGCAGCAGGAACUGAACGGCACUCAGGAAGAGAAGCAGAACCUGAGGCAGCUGGAAAGAAAGGUGGAGGAACAGGAGGAGGCCCUGCUGGGCAGGACACAAGUGGUCGAAUUGCUGCAGCAGGAACUGAACGGCACUCAGGAAGAGAAGCAGCAUCUCCGGGAGACGUUGCAAGAGGCCGAGGCAGAGCUGGAGGCCUCGAGAGACGCUCUGGCUUCCGUCCAGCAGGAAUCCGAACACCUGGUCAAGAGCCUGCAGCUGGAACGGGCCGAGCAGGAGUCCGUUUUCCGGCAGAGCCAGGAGGAGGUCCGAGAGCUGAGCCAAGAGCUGGCCCGGGCGAGGGCAGUCCGGACCGAGCAAGAGCAGGAGAGGGAGGCCGAGGAAGCCCGGCACGCCCGGGAGGUGGCGGAGAAGGAGCAGGAGCUGGCCGAGCUUCAAAAGGCAGAGCAGGACCUGCGGGCCAGUUACGAGGCUGUCCAGGCGGAGAACGCCCGGCUGCGUCAGAAGGCGGAUGGGCCAGGGGCGAGCUCGCCCGAGGACGCUCCUGCCGCCCAAGGGGAGCCCCCCGAAAGACCCCCGGAGCUUGGCUCGUCUCCGCCAGAACUGGAAACAGCGGCAGUCCAGUCUCUUCCCCUGAACCAGCCCAGCGUAGGUGGGACCCUUGAGGAGCUCCUGCAGGCCCAACAGGACGGACAGCCGGAUCUCCUGGAAUACUUUGCCGAGAAGAAGCAGCGCGAUCUGUCAGUCUUGCUUCUGGAACUGCAGGAGGCCCAGGAAGAAAUUGCACUGCUAAAGGGGCAGCUUCCGGUCACGAGCAGCCUGGAGACUGAAGCGGGACAAUCCCAGGGGAGCGAGGAGGCCGAGAGAGAGGGAGAAGGAGCCGUGCCCAUCCAGAGUGAUUCCAGCAGCAGCUCCCUGGUCACGGUAGACCUUCAGGACUCUCCUUCUGUUCUGGGCAUGCUGUUGGGCCCGGAGGAGCACGAAACCACUCAGGGAAUAUCUCUAGACUCCGGGCUGCAGUUACAGAAGUUGGAGCUUGAAGUCGCCGAACUGCACAGAAGGCAUCAAGAAGCUGUGGAAACCCACGAGAGAACCCUGGAGGAGAAAACAGCAGACAUCGACCAGCUUCAAGAACAGGUGGACGGCUCAGCCAGGGUUGUGCAGAGUCUGAGCGCAGAGCGUGACCAGCUCCUGUCCCAGCUGAAGGAACUCUGCUUCCUAGCGGAGCUGAAGGACCAGUUGGAAGGAGGUCCUGCUCACCCAGAGCAGCAGCAGCAGCUUCCCAACUAUGAGAGUGGAAUCUCUCACCUGGGUUUGUUGAAGGAGCAAAUUCAGAGUCUGAGGAACGAGGCCAAAUCCAAAGAGGUGAAAAUCGUCGCUUUGCAGAAGGACCUGGAUGAAGCCCAGCGUCGCCUCUCCGAGCAAGAAACGGUGGGGAGAAACCUGCUUAGCCAGCUCCAGAAGGAGCAGCAGAACGUCCAAGCCCUGGUAGAACAUGGGCAGGAGGCUUCCACGAAGGCUCAGGAGCUCUCCCAGGCCCUCGUCUUGAAGGAGGUGGAAACCACCAAGCUGGCGAAGCUCCUCUCUGAAAACUCUCUGGAGGUGGAGAAGCUCCAGCAGGAAGUGAUGGAGCGAGAACAAAGGAUGACCGAAGUCAGCAUCGGCAUGUCCGACCGGAUGGUGCAACUCAACGAGGAGAAGUUUAUGCUGGGGAAAGAGCUGAAGAGCGUGAUGGAGCAACUGAGCGUGCUGCAGCAAGGAAAGGAGACCAGAGAGCAGGCGGUGGAAACGGAGGAGGAACGGCCGCCAACGGAGGAGUUGCCCACCGAUGAAGCAGUGGAAGUUCUAAGGAAGGAGAACGAACUCGUGAGGAAGAAGCUGCAAGCUGCCCUUCUCAGCAGGAAGGAGCUUCUCAACAGGGUUCGCCAGCUGGAGCAGGAAGGAAAAGGUGGGGAAGAGCCUCCAGCCGAGAGCCGGGAGGUGGUGGCCCAGGAGAAUGAAGGAGGUGGACAUCCCUCCGAGAGUCAACGGCUCCAUAGUGGCCAAGGGCAUCCUGCAAGGCGGGACAGAGCUGCCUCACUCAGCCAGUUGCUCUCUGCAAAGGAAGCCACGUCACAGGACACCCCUGAGGAGAAAGAAUGCACGUGGCCACGGGCCGUGAUUACAGAGUUGCGGCAAAGUCUAGAGCAGAAGGAUCUCCAGAUAAACGCCUUGCAGGCUGAACUCGAACACUGCACGUUGGCCCCGGAGAAACAAAGUCCGGUGGAUCAGAAUUUGGAGGGGUCCAGCUCAGCAGAUCCUGGGGCAGGUGGAUCAAGCAGCAAAGCUGACUUUGGCCCGGAAGGAGAAAAUAGGACUGUCCAAGAAGAGUUCUCGGCGCUGGUCCAGGAGAGAGAAGAGCUCCAGAAGAAGCUGCAGGAAGCUCUGGUCUCACGCAAGGAGAUCAUCAAGAAAGCCAAGGAGAAGGAUCGUCAUUCUCGCGAGCUGCUAAAGCAGCAGAAGAACGACUACAACUUGCUGCAAGAGCAAUUUGAGCAGCAAAGCAGGGAGACGGAGAACCUGCAGGACCAGCUCCAGAUGAUGUCCAAGUUUCUGGAGAGCUUCCCUCCUCAAAAUCCUGCUGGAGAUGUUUCUUCUGAAGGGCCAGCAUCAGGGCUUGUGCAGGAGUCUGGCCAGGAGGUCAUUGAAGAACACACUUCCUUGGUAACCGAAGACUCAGUUGUGGGACAACUUAAGGCAGACUUUGAGAAGCUUCAGGCUGAGAAGAAAGAACUGGAAGCCCAGAUCAGAUAUCUGGAAGGAGAGCUUGACAGCAAGUCUGAGAAGACUCUGCUCCUUCAGGAGCAGGUCGAGCAACUCCUGGCUGAAGUGGAGAUGGCCAAAACUGCCUGCAGUCAGGUGGAAACCAGCAUGGCAAGCCUGAAGCUGGAAUUGCAGGAGAGCUGGGAAGAAAUUGCCAGGCAGGAGAGUCUGAGAUGCCACCAAGAGCAGAAGGAACUCAGCGGCAGAGAAGAAAUCCAAGGCCUUCACUCCCAAUUAAUGGAGAAAAGCGAGUCUCUUUGUUGCCUCCAGGCUGAGUUGCAAGAGAAGGAGAAUAGGGUCAAAGCUUUGCAGGGGCAGUUGGACCAAGCCCAACAGCUGCAGGCUGAGCUUCAGGUGAAAUCGGCAGAAGAAUCUGCGGAGACCCAAUCCAAAGCCCAGCUCCAGAGGAAGCUGCAGGCAGCCCUCAUCUCCAGGAAGGAAGCCCUAAAAGAGAGGAAGGGGCUGAGGGAUGAGUUGUCCGGCACCAAGGCCGCUCUGGAAAGCACCUCUCUCCAUCUUCAAGAGGCAGAGCUUCGGGCGUCUGAGCUGGACAAGGAGAAGGUGGUCCUGUUGAAGAAACUGGCGACCCUCAAGGAGGAACGGGACAAGCUCAUAUCAGCGGUGGACAAAGCGUUGGUGGAAAACCAGAAUGUGACUGGUUCCUGCGAGAGUCUGAAGUUGGCCCUGGAAGGGGUGACUCAGGAGAAGACAAGUCUUGAGGAGGAAAUGGACUCUCUGAAGGAAAGGCAGGCCCAGGAGCUCUCGGAGUGGCGGAGGAAACACGAGGAACUGCAGAAGGAGUAUGAGACGCUCCUGCAGUCGUACGAGAAUGUCAGCAACGAGGCCGAGCGGAUCCAACGGGUGGUGGAGAGCGUCCGACAGGAGAAGCAGGACCUCUUCCUCAAACUGAAAGAGGCGGAAGCGGAGAAGAAGGACGGGGAAGCUCGCCUGCAGGGAGCCGAACAGGAGAUGGAAGGCAUGAGGGAGAAAAUGAGGAAGUUUGCCAAAUCCAAGCAGCAGAAGAUCUUGGAACUAGAAGAAGAGAAUGAGCAGCUGAGGUUGGAAAUUCAUCCUGGGGAUGGUAGACAGGAUGGGGCAAAUUCUGCUCUUCAAGAAGAGCUGGAAGCCUCCAAGAAGAAUUGCCAGGCUCUUUCUGAUGAGCUGAAAGCCCUGGUGGCUGAGAAGGACAGCUUGAAGCAGGAAAUCCAGGAUUUGAGGCAGACUUUGCAAAAUAAGGAAGAUCAGAGCAGCCUCCAAGAGGAGAUGGUAGUCAGAAGCAAGAUGGUCGGUUCCACCAAGAUGUCAUCUUCAGAGGAGGCAGCUGAGGAACAAGGAGAUCCAGACACGGGUUCUGAAGUUCUCCCCACCACUGCUCCGAGCCUCAGGGACCAAAAGGAAGAUCUUAGCCCAGCUAACCCUUUGCGUGAUGAAAGAACUGGGGAUGUUCAGCCAGUGGCAGAGCUUCAGGAGCAAGUGGCAGCACUGGAAGAUGGGAGAAAGAUGGCGGUAGAGGAAAUGAAUAAGGCCCGUAAGAAUUUGAAGGUCCUGAAGGAAGAGAAGGACCACCUGGAAGGCUUACUGGCUGCGAAAGGCCAGGAACUGGAAGCUCUUCAAGGAAAGGUCCUCAAAGUGGAGGAAGCAUGUGGGCAAACCCAGGAACAGCUGGCCGAGGCGCUGAUGUUGAAAGAAGCUUUGGAAACUGAGAAGGAUGACCUUGAAGAGAGGCUGAUGAACCAGCUGGCUGAGUUGAAUGGCAGCAUUGGGAACUAUCAACAGGACAUGGCCAACCUGGAGAGCCAAAACCAGCAGCUCCUCGGAGAGCUGGGAAGUCUUCAGGGGUCCCUGAGCCGCCUGGAAGAGGAGAAGCGGCAUCUGUUGAGAGAGAAGCUCGAGGUGGAAGCCGAGAAGAAAGAGAACAUGGAAAAGGUCAAGAGCUCCUGGAAGGAGGACAACGGCCGGACUCAGACCAGAGAACUUCAGGAACUGCUGAAAGAGAAACAGCAAGAAGUGAGGCAGUUGCAGAAAGAUUGCAUUAAAAGCCAGGAGAAGGUCAGUAGCUUGGAGAGAACCAUCAAGGCCCUGGAGUUUGUCCAGAGUGAGUCCAAGAGGGAGCUGGAGACCACCAAGAAGAGCAUGGCGGAGGCAGAGGAGAAGACCAAGAAGGUCCAGGCUGAGUUGGCUUCCUGCAGAGUCUUGCUGGAUGAUACUCAGAGCGAAACUGCCCGAGUCGUGGCGGAGAGCCUGAAGGUGAAAGAGGAGCUUCAGAAGACCCAGGCUCAGUUCAGAGGUCAGCUGAGUCAAAAAGAGAAGGAACUUGAGAAACAUUUGGAGCAAGAGAAGGCCAAGCAUCUGAAGGAGAUGAGAAACAUGGAAGAGAGGUUGGAAGCCUUGCGGAAAAAGCAGACGUUCGCCGAGGAGUCGGCACGAGAACUCCAAGGGUCCCUGCGCCAAAAGGACCAAGAAGCCAAACAGAUUCAGGGCCACCUGAACCACACCUUAGCCCAGCUGGCAGCCUUCACCAGAAGCAUGUCCUCCCUGCAGGAUGACCGGGACCGGGUGAUAGACGAGUCCAAGCAGUGGGAGAAGAAGUUCAGCCAGGCCAUUGAGAAGAAGCAGCAGGAGCUCUCUGCUCAAGAAGAGGCCUGCGUUGCCUUGCAAGACCAGGUCAAGAAGAUGGCUCUCCAGGUGGAAGACCUCCAAGGCCUCGUUGUCAGCCUGGAACGCAGCAAAUCAGCCCAAGAGUCCCAAGCCCAGAAGGAGCUCCAGAACCAUCAAGAAGAAGUCCGAUUGCUCCAGGAGGAGAAGCACAGACUCGGACUACAGCUUGAAGAGGUCCAGCAGUCACUGGGCCACUCCCAGAGCCAGGUUCUCCAACAAGGAGGAGAACUUGGGUCUCUGAGAAAGCAGCUUGUUGACCUGCAGGCCUCCUUUGAGGACUGCGACCAAGUCCGUCUUGAGAUGUCGGAGACGGUGAAGAGCCACGAGGCCGGUCUUCAGGAUUACAGAUUCAGUCUGGAGCAGCUGGAGGCUGACCUGCAGGCUUCCAAGGAGCUGACGGACAGACUCCAUACCGAGAUGAGCUUCAAGGAGCAGAAGAUUGUCGGUCUCGUGGCUGCCAAGGAAGAGGCCGUAGCCAAAGCCCUGUUGGAAAUCCAACAGCAGCACAAGGAGGAGCUGAAGGAGUUGGAGAGCCAGAUGGCCAAGGCUGAAGCCGAGAAGGUGGCUUUGGAGGCCGAUAAAGCAAAAGCUCAGGAGAAAGUGAAUGGUCUCAUGAAGAAGCUGAAGAAUAUCCACGAGGAGAGCAAGCAGAACAAAGCUCAGCUAGAUUCCUUCACCAAAUCCAUGUCUUCUCUGCAAGAUGACCGGGACAGAGUUCUGGAAGACUAUCGGCAGCUGGAACAGCGUCACCUGGCCGCCAUUUUAGAGAAGGAUCAGCUGAUCCAGGAAGCGGCUGCAGAGAAUAACUCCUUGAAGGAGCAACUUCGGACCCUCCACGGUCAGCGGGAUGACUUGCAUGCCGAAAACGCCAAGUUGGAUGCCGAACUGGUACGGUACCGUGAAGACCUGAACCAAGUCAUCUCCAUCAAGGACAGUCAGCAGAAGCAGCUGCUGAAAACCCAGAUUGAGCGGAUCCAGGCCCUGGAGAAGGAGAAGGCAGGGAUGGAAGGCCAGCUGCAAGAGUCUGAACUUAGUUUGGCUAGCCUACAGCGAACCGUGGAGGCCCUGAAGCUGGAGAAGCAGAAUCUGGACCAGGAAGUCAAGAGUCUCAAGUCUUCCCUCUCCCAGAUGCAGGAUGAGAUCCUGGUUCUGAGGGAAGGUGGCGCCAUGAUGGAGCUGCAGUUGCAGUUGCAAGAGAAAGUGGAUGAAAUCCGGAGUUUAGGCGGGCAGCUCUCGCUGGCAAAUGAGCAGGUGGUGGGACUUGAAGAAGAGCUGGCUCACCUUCAUCAAACCACCUCUCAGAAGCUGCAGGAAGCGGACGCCAAGAUGAAGGAAGAGCUCAAGAGCUUCCAUCACGACACUGGACUCCUGCGGAACGAGACCGAGACAGCCGAAGAACGGGUGGCCGAGCUGGCCAAGGACCUCCUGCAGUUGGAGCAGAGCCUCCUUGUGGUCACAGAAGAAAACCAGGACUUGAAGGCCCAAAUCCGGUCGUUCAAGAAAGCCAUGAGUUCUCUCCAAGACAGCUGGGAUCAGUCUAAUGAAGAACGGCGGGCCCUGGAGAAGAGAUACGCGGGAGACCUGGAAGAGCAGAGGCAGCUGCUUCAAGGCCUCCAUCAGGAGAAGCUUCACCUUCAGGAGGCGCAAACCGCCCUGGAGGAGCAGAAGGACAGCAUGGCCUCCGAACUCGCUGCCCUCCGAGACUCAACGGAAGGGAAGGGCUUCUUGGAGAAGGUGGAGAAACUCAACCAGCAGCUUCAAUCCAAAGACACCCAACUUGCUCGCCUCUCUUCGGAGCUGGAGAGGGCCUCUGGCCAAGUGAAGGCCUUCUCUCAGGCCAUGGCCAGCCUGCAGGCUGAGCGGGACCGUCUGAUGAGCGAGCUGGACAAAACCCGCAAGACGGAGGAGGUGAAGCUGCAGUCGGCCACCGGCACGUCUUCCAGCCUGGCCGAAGUGCCGAGUCUCAAGAAGGCUCUCUCGUCCCUGCAGAACGACCGAGACCGGCUGGUAAGUCUUGAAUCCCCGCGGUGUGUCUUCGAAGAGAAGAACGCCCUCACCCACCAGCUCCGGGGAAGCAGCCGCAGCCUGCGCGAGACCCACCAGCAGCACAGCGAGGCUCUGGCCCGCUGCGCGUCCCUCGAAAAGCAGCUGCAGGAGUUGCAGAGUCCGGCAAAGACCGUGGGACCCCUCCUGACUGAUGCUGCUCCUGGGGCCCCCCAGGAGAAAGAUGAGACCAACAGGCGGGAGCUGCAGGAGCUUCAGAUGCAGUUGUCGGAGGCCAAGCAGCAGCAAAGCGGCGCCAGGCAGGGCCUGACCAAGCUCCAGAAGCUGCUGCAGGAGGAGCAGGAGAGGCGCCUGGCUGCCGAGGAGGCUUGCGCUGCUGCCCAGGAGCAGAUCCGCAGGUGGGAGUCCGAGGAGUGGGCUCAGUCCCCGGAUACCAGCAUUGCGAUGCCCCCCGGCCCUGAACACCCCCUGCUGCCGGGGUCUGCAGAGAGCUCCUUCAGCAAGGCUCGAGGGGGCCGGGGGCUGCAGCGUGCCCUGCGCUCCGUCUUCUGCCCCCGCCGGCUCUUCUCCCUGCUGGCCACCGUCUACCUCUUCGGCAUCCACCUGCUGCUCCUCCUCCACGUGGUGGGCCGCCUGUGA